CAGCUCCAUGGUGUCAUAAAAGUAUGCCCAGUUAUCUAAAUCCUUUGAAGAACACGAAGGUGAUCCCCCUUAUUCUUUCCAAGCCUUUGGUGAUCAAAUUAGGACAAGUCACAGACAACCCCAACACAUGUUCCUCUUUGACCAAUGGCUUGAAAGGUUAAAAUAAACGGACACUGGAUUGUAAAAUGUGAUAUAUAUAUUGGUGUCAGAUUCUGAAACGUGUGUGCCUCAUUCAUUAAAACUUUUACUUAUUGUUUGACUGCACCUAGAGACGAUCAAUUUUUGUGUAUCAAUAGACAGAUAGACAGACAGACAGAUAGAUAAUCCACCUACCUAUUCAUCUUGUAUGUGGGUGAGGAGGAGGAGAAAAAUGACUCCAGUGAGAUUUGACAAAGUGACGAAGAGUGUGAAGGAGAGGAAGUCCAGGUGAGUACAGAGCAAAAGCUGAGAGAAGCAAAAGCUGAGCUAUCUUCAUGCAAUUAGUGUGCAAUCUUUUUGAAUGUGAUCAACACGAAGAGCUUCAAGUUGACAGAAACAAUGCAGGAAAUACAUCUGCUCUGCACCCUCCUUCUCUGUUUCAUUUUGCUUUGCGCUGCAGAGGAAGGUCUAGAAUUCCCCAACUUUGACGGCAAGGACCGAGUGUUGGAUAUCACAGAGCGCAGCUACAAGAAGGCUCUGAGGAGAUUUGACCUUCUGUGUCUGUUCUACCAUGAGCCUGUUCCUGCCAACAAGGGCCUGCAGAAGCGCUUCCAGAUGACAGAACUGGUCUUGGAGCUGACUGCUCAGGUGCUGGAAAACAAAGAAAUUGGUUUUGGGAUGGUGGAUGCUCACAAGGAUGCCAAAGUAGCCAAGAAGUUGGGCCUAGAAGAAGUGGGCAGUCUGUAUGUGUUCAAGGACGAUCGCGUCAUUGAGUUCGAUGGAGAACUCUCAGCAGACACUCUUGUGGAGUUCCUCUUGGACGUGCUGGAGGACCCAGUGGAAAUAAUAAGCAACGCAAUGGAGCUCCGAGCCUUUGAAAGGAUAGAGGAAGACAUUCGUCUCAUUGGUUACUUCAAAGGAGAGGAUUUAUACUACAAAGCAUUCCAGGAAGCAUCCGAACGUUUUCAACCUUACAUCAAGUUCUUCGCCACGUUUGACAAAUCUGUGGCUAAACAUCUCUCCCUUAAGAUGAACGAGGUGAAUUUCUAUGAGCCAUUCAUGGAAGAGCCCGUCGUCCUGCCUGGCAGACCUCUCCUCGAGAUGGACAUUGUGGACUUUGUCAAUCAACACAGGAGGGCCACUUUGAGGAAGCUCCGGGCGGAGAACAUGUUUGAGACAUGGGAGGACGACAUGGACGGAAUCCAUAUUGUUGCAUUUGCCGAAGAGGAGGAUCCAGAUGGCUACGAGUUUCUAGAGAUUUUAAAAGAUGUGGCUAGAGACAACACCAACAACCCAGAUCUUAGCAUUGUCUGGAUUGACCCCGAUGACUUCCCUCUGCUCACCACUUACUGGGAAAAGACCUUCAAUUUGGAUUUGUUCAGGCCUCAGAUUGGUGUGGUCAACGUCACAGAUGCAGACAGCGUGUGGCUCGACAUGUCCAAUGACGAGGACCUGCCCACAGCCGAGGAAUUGGAGGACUGGAUCGAGGAUGUCCUGUCCGGCAGAGUUAACACGGAAGAUGACGACAACUUUGAAGACCUCCCUGAGGACUUUGAUGGAGACUCAAUGGAAGAUGGCGAUGAAAGCCCUGACCAAUACGAUGAUGAGCUUGAUGACUGAGUCAGUUUCCAUCUUUAUCAUAUAUCUUUGUGAAUGCUGGGAGAUUUAUACUAGGGACAAAGUAUUGUU
Corythoichthys intestinalis (scribbled pipefish) is the source of this 1827-nucleotide messenger RNA. Its product is annotated as calsequestrin-2-like. Bases 538 to 1758 code for a protein of 406 amino acids. NCBI's taxonomy places the organism in Eukaryota, Metazoa, Chordata, Actinopteri, Syngnathiformes, Syngnathidae. Gene Ontology annotation, biological process: regulation of cardiac muscle contraction by regulation of the release of sequestered calcium ion. The record is from RefSeq and is a predicted model, not a curated record. Gene Ontology annotation, cellular component: Z disc; sarcoplasmic reticulum lumen. Gene Ontology annotation, molecular function: calcium ion binding. The transcript is spliced from 11 exons.